AUGGCAGUUUGGGACAGAAAGAUUUCCUGUUGCUUCACCUUAUUGCUCGCUGGAGCUCUGGGUCAAAGUGUGAACUAUCCAGAUCGUGUUUGUGCUGUGAAAGGAUCGACCAUCACCCUCCCCUGCUCCUUCACACCACUGAAGUCUGUCAAUGACAAUGGAAGAGAAGUUUUGAUUGAGGUCGUCAGAGUUGUCUGGUGCAAGAACCACGAAACCUGUUUCGGAGAGACUCCGUCUGUGUUCGACAGCGAAUCACAGAACAACGACCCUCGUUACAGAUACCUGGGAGACAAGAAGGGAGACUGCACUUUACAGAUCUCAGAUCUACAGGAGGAAGACGAGGCAACAUUUCGCCUCAGAGUGGAAACUAAUGAUCCCAGAGCAUCUUUUACUGGCCUAGCAGAAGUGAGUGUCACAGUCACUGAUCAGAUGGAGAUAAGAAGCUCCAGAGAUGACAGAGAGUUUAAAAGAGGGGAAGAAAUCACACUGAGCUGUUCUGCUGCAACCUGCACUAUCCACCAACUGGAGGUCAGCUGGUUCAGAGAUAGCCACGCCCUCUGUGAGUCUGGCCCCACCCUCCAUCUCAGCUAUCUGACUGCAAAGGAUUCUGGGAACUACAGCUGUGGUUUGAAGACGAACAACCACACACUCUCAGUGCCGUACAGCCUGCAAGUGGAAGCAGAAGAGGAAGGAACUAAAGCCUUUGACCCACUGCUGGCUGUUCGUCUGCUUCUCUUCACCCUGCACACUGUUCUCAUCGUCAUAGUAACGGCCAUCAUCAUCAAAAGGACGUGCGUUGGCAAAAAAAAGAUGACGGUGUAG
Perca flavescens (yellow perch) is the source of this 822-nucleotide messenger RNA. RefSeq names its product B-cell receptor CD22-like. Lineage: Eukaryota; Metazoa; Chordata; Actinopteri; Perciformes; Percidae. The record is from RefSeq and is a predicted model, not a curated record. Bases 1 to 822 code for a protein of 273 amino acids. The transcript is spliced from 5 exons.